Molecule: messenger RNA, 793 nt
Organism: Oryza sativa Japonica Group (Japanese rice)
Lineage: Eukaryota; Viridiplantae; Streptophyta; Magnoliopsida; Poales; Poaceae
Product: photosystem I reaction center subunit N, chloroplastic
Biological process (GO): photosynthesis
Cellular component (GO): chloroplast photosystem I
Source: RefSeq, a predicted model, not a curated record
AACAUUUUCCCUCCCAAAUCCGAAUAUCCCCAACCCAACUCUCAUCACACACAAAACCAAUAAACCAUCACCACACCGUCCUGGUCGUCGUCUCCAACCAACCAAAUUCUUGCACACGCGCAGCUCGAGCCAUGGCCGGAGUGAGCACCAGCGUCGUCGGCCUCAAGCCCGCCGCGGCGGUGCCGCAGUCGGCCGCCUCGCCGGUGCCGAAGCGCGUGCACGUCGCUGUGCCGCCCAAGGAGGAGCAGGGCGGUGGCAGGCGCGCCGCGCUGCUGGGUCUCGCCGCCGUGUUCGCCGCCACCGCCGCCGGGCAGGCCAAGGCCGGCGUGUUCGACGAGUACCUCGAGAAGAGCAAGGCCAACAAGGAGCUGAACGACAAGAAGAGGCUGGCGACGAGCGGCGCCAACUUCGCGAGGGCGUACACCGUCGAGUUCGGCAGCUGCCAGUUCCCCUACAACUUCACCGGCUGCCAGGACCUCGCCAAGCAGAAGAAAGUCCCAUUCAUCUCAGAUGAUCUCGAGAUCGAGUGCGAGGGGAAGGAGAAGUACAAGUGCGGAUCCAACGUCUUCUGGAAAUGGUGAUGAUCUGAUGAUGAUCAUCGAUCGAUUGGCCAGCCAUGAAAACAUUCCUGUACCUAGAACCUUUGUGAUAUGACACAACUGCAUGCAUAAUUGAACGCUUGUCGUGCUCACUGUGUAUUUGUAUCAUCUGAGUGGAGAUUUGUAGCGAAUUUUCUCUCGAUUCGUCGAUCUCACUUUGAUUUCUAAUCAUGCAUCUUAUAUUGGUUCACCAA